This is a messenger RNA of Esox lucius (northern pike), 5406 nucleotides long. RefSeq names its product zinc finger and BTB domain containing 10 (gene zbtb10). Gene Ontology annotation, molecular function: protein binding; DNA-binding transcription factor activity, RNA polymerase II-specific; RNA polymerase II cis-regulatory region sequence-specific DNA binding. The record is from RefSeq and is a predicted model, not a curated record. The transcript has 5 exons. NCBI's taxonomy places the organism in Eukaryota, Metazoa, Chordata, Actinopteri, Esociformes, Esocidae. The coding region runs from base 262 to 2577 and encodes 771 amino acids. Gene Ontology annotation, biological process: regulation of transcription by RNA polymerase II.
AUUAUGGGGAAAGUCGUUGCCAUUCGACCUCUGCAGGGCCUGCGCGGACGCAGCUAGAACCCUGAAAUUCAUUAUGCGUUUAAAAGCUUUAUUUAUUUCCGCAUAACCUACAUACUCUCACCAGGAGGCCAAAGCGCAAAAACGACAACCAGACAUUUCAUUUUGACCCGUAACAUAGAAUCGUUAAAUAAAUCGAAAUUAGUAGGUAGGAAUAUUAGUAAGGAAGUGGUAGAUUAUAUAUAUAUAUAUAUAUAAAGAAAAAUGUCCGGAGAUAGAAGCCGCAGGUCGCUUGCGUUCCGAGGAGGUGGAUUAGCCGUAACCGGCUCCAGUGGUGUCGGUGGUGGCAACAGUAACAGCUGUGAGGCCCAGGCCUGUCAAGACCGACAUUUGAACGGGAACAGGCCAGAUCAAGAGGAGGAGAGAGACCUAGGAGCAAAAAGACCAUCGCAAGGGAGAAUGGAAGGUGGGGGGUCUAUCAGCGAUAGCACAGAACCAGAGGCUGAGGAGGAAGAGGACCCGGAAGGGGGCAAUUGGGCAGCGGGGAACGGAGAGAAUCGUGUGGGUUGUGUGGCAGUAACUGUCGGAAAAGACGAGUCCAGGGAAAGGAGUAGCUGGACAGCAGGUAACGGCCUGAACAGCGAAGACGGCACUGGCUUGGGCAGUGGUGGCACGGGAUCUGAGGACGACCGAAGCAAAGCGGGGAGCGGGGGAGACGGGGAGCAGGAAACGGGUGCUGCCAGGAAAUCUUGGGUAGAAAUGAAACCGCAGACGCUGCUCCAGAAACAUUCGUUAUUCCAAGCUUCAUGGCUACAAGAGUUUCCAUGGCUAAACUUUUCCCAAGAGACGGGACUUAUGUCUUGCUCCUGGUGUCAUAACAUUGCCACUAAAAACAACGACGAACUGGUCAGAGGCAGUCGAAAUUACAAGAGGGCCUUGCUUCUGAGACAUCACCUGUCUUCGGAGCACGGGAGAAAUGACCCGACCAAGCAGGAGCUGGAGCGGCCAGGUUGUGAAGACUCCCCUCAGGGGACCGACAUGGAGACUGAGGAUUACUACAGGAGCAACAAGCCCAACCAGGACUCCUACUGCUACCAGCUGCUACAGGAGCUCAACAGGCAGCGCAAGGGAGGUGUGCUCUGUGACGUCAACAUUGUGGUGAGCGGGGAGGUGUUCAGAGCGCACAAGAACAUCCUCGUAGCCGGGAGCCGCUACUUCAAGACCCUCUACUGCCUGACCAAGAGCGAGAACUACUCGUCCUCCUCAUCCUCGUCGUGUGACCAGACGCCGGCGGUCACCGUGACCCACCUGGACGUGGCGGCCGUGGCGGGGUUCUCCGUCAUCCUGGACUUCCUGUACAGCGGCAACCUCCUGCUCAACAGUCAGAAUGCCAUCGAGGUGAUGUCCGUGGCCUCCUACCUCCAGAUGACCGAGGUGGUGGGGUCUUGUCGGGCGUUCAUCAAGGACGCCCUCAACAUCAGCAUCAAGCAGGAGGCCCCGGACUCCGUGGUCGUGGACUACAACAAGAGGAGGACGGUUGCCAAAGAUGGACGCGGAGAGGCGGGCCCUGACGGUAGUACCAACAAGAAGUCCGGGAGUAACUUCUGGGCUACCAGCAUCCUGUCCAAGCUGUCCAUAAAAGCCAGUGGUCACGUGAAGGACGGGGACCAGGCGGGGACGGGCAGCGUGAAGGAGGAGCCCAGUGACGUGGAGGUGUCUGCUGGGGAGGGCUGUGCCCUGGGGAGCUCUGGCUGGGGCUGUGAGAACUCGUCCGAGUCGGCUGAGAACGAGCCUCCCAUCGCCCCGGGACCGGUGUUCGUCUGGAACGAGCCGGCGCCCGGGGCGGCAGCUGGCGCAGCGGUGGCGGUGAAGAGGGAGGCUCAGCGGGCCGAGCCGGGGAGCGGGCGCAGGAAAAAGCAGACCACCAGGCGGUUCGUCUACAACAUCCCGCCAGAGCCUGAGGAAGGGUUUGACCAGGGGAUGUUCCUCCAGCCGUCAGCGUCCUAUCCCAGGGAUGACUUCUCCUUCCUGUCAGAGAACGCAGAGCUGGCCAACCAGAUCCAGUACAGUCUUCUACAAGACUCCCAGCAAGGAGAGUCUUGGGAGAACGGCGAGUCGUCCGACACAGCCCUGAAUAAGCUCAAGUGUCCCCACUGCAACUACAUAGCCAAGCAUCGGAGAACACUAAAGAGGCACCUCAUUAUCCACUCUGGCGUGCGCUCCUUCAGCUGUGACAUCUGCGGCAAGCUGUUCACCCGCAGAGAACACGUUAAGAGACAUUCCCUGGUGCACAAGAAGGACAAAAAGUACAAAUGCAUGGUGUGUAAGAAGAUCUUCAUGCUGGCGGCCAGCGUGGGGAUCCGGCACGGCUCACGGCGCUACGGUGUGUGUGUGGAUUGUGCUGACUCCCACCAGGCCACGCAGGGCCUGGAGUCCCUGGAGGGUUUUGUCCGUGAAGAUGAUGACUUUGAGGGGGAGGAGCCUGACGAGGACAUGGCUGAGGAGGGGGAGGAGCCUAACGAUAAUGACCAAUCCAACUGGGAGGAGGGCGACACAGGUGUCGCUCCCGAGGACGACUAGCUCAGAUCGAAUCAAAUGAAAAAAUUAACGAUUUAUAAAUAAAAAAAGCUGGUAAACAAUCAACAACUCCAAAGUGCUAUCAAACCUUGAGGUUAGUUACAAUGGUUUUAGUGUAUGAGACACAGAAAGAAGCUUUGGUAGAGGGACUAAGAUAUGUGCUUUGUGUCAGACUCUGGGUCUACUGCUCAUUAGAGAAAGAGAUAACAAAUUUAAUAUUAAAAUCAGGUUUAUGGUGAUGUAUUUUUAUUUUAUUUUGGGGUGGGGGGAUGGGGGUGGUGUACAUUGUUGUUUAAGUUACGAUAGGCCAAUCAUCUUAAAAUUGUUUAAUUAUUUAAUUUAUGAAAGAGAAGUUAUGAGCUUAUUAAUGAUAUAAUUUUUUCUGUUGUUUUGUUGUAAAUUGCUAUCAGAGAAGUUCACUUUUGCAUUUUGACCCUAUUUUCUGUCAGAUUUGAAAGUGUGCAGGUAGGUGCGACUUUGAGAAGAAAGUAUGUUUAAAAAAAUUGAAAUGCAUUAUUUGCAGACAGGAAGAUUUUAUGUUUAGAUGGCCUGAAAAUUAUUAUAAUUUUUUUUUAUUAUUAUCUUUUCCCUGCACAAAUCUUGGAACCAAAAAAUCUGUUUUGUGACUCUAAUUUAUCACAGCCAUAUUUAUGUGUUUAAUUUAAGUGGGCUGUGCUGUUGUGCCAAGCAGAACGCACACCAAGAUUUUGCAGGAAACAAAAAACUACUGAAAAAUGCUGAAAAAAGUAAAGCUGAGAAAAAGACAAAAAAAAAAUUAGAAAAAUAGAAGCGAAAGUAUAAGGGGAAAUGUUAUUUGCUAGCUUUAUACGAAUCACAGCACCACACAGUAACACUUUAUAAAGCAUUUUGACAUUCACUUAAAGCUUGAAUUUUGCCAAAUGACGGAAACGUUUGGUGCUGUAAUGCUUAUGUCGCGAAAUACUGGACCUACAGCUGUAUAUGAUGUUUAUAAUCAUAAAGCUUAAACUGACUCAGUUAUAUAUAUAUAUAAAUAUAUAUAUAUAUAUAUAUAUAAUAUUAAUCAGCUAUCUAUAGAACACUGUUGUGCUACGGCGCCUAUCAGGUAUGCUUUGCCAUUGUCUUUUUUUAUUUAAUGCACACACACUCACAUACCAUUUUGUAGAACUACCGGCAGUACUUGUAAAAAUGACUUAAGGACCUAAGUUGAGAAGCUACCUUUAUAUACAGUAUGUGGUUUAUAUUAGGUACUGAUUAUAUAUAGCUAUAUACUUUCAAUCACUUGAACGUUGGGUGUAAGAGGGUGUUUUAAGAGUGCAGAUGGAUCAUAAUAUGUGAUGUAAGUCCAAACGAUAAACUCCAUUUUAAAAUGUUAUUACAUUUUUACAAUCAGUUUUUUUUUAUUUAAUUUGAUAUAAUUCUUUUUAUUUUUGUCUGCCAGGUAGGAACACUUUGUUCAAUAUAAAGUGAAGCUCUGUGGCGCAUCAUAGACAUGCACUUACUUUUUUUGCAUUAAUGAAAAUCAUUUAUUUUCAAUGUCUUUUCUUGCUUCCCCAAAGCGGGUCUGAAUGGAACUAUAUGAAAACUGUCUUUUCUCUUCCAUGCGGAAACCUUUUUUUUUUUUUUACGAUUUGUUAUUUAAUAAUAUUAUAUUGACUCAAAUGCAAUCAAGACUGUUAAUUUCUGUCUAUUUGUCCAACCAAAUUGUUGUUAAUGAAUUCUUGUUGAGAUAAUGAGAAAGCCAGGUAAACGCUGUAGUGUGUAGAUCCUUGCUUGUGUAUGUAAUUGUCAGAUUUAAAUGUUUUUAUUCACACACAAAAAUAAUCAUUCACUUUACCCUAGAUGCAUAUAUUGUUUUAUUUGUCCUUUAUAAAGAUGUAUUUACGUUUCCUUUUUUAUUUUAUUUCAUUAAGCACAUAUUUGAUAAAUGUAUGUUGUUUGCAGGUUAAAACCUAGGAGCAGCAGUAUCUGUUCAUAUGCAGUGGAUAUAUUGAAGUGCUAUAAUGAUACAGAGAAGUUUUAUCUCCCAUAACUCGAAAUGCAAAUGUAUUUUAAAGAAAGCUCCUAGAAUGAUCCUCAUCCAUGUUCGUAAAAUAUAAUUUACCUUCAAAUCACUGUGGGAAGGAUUAUAUAUAUAUAUGAGAAUAUAUGAGAAAAUAUAUAUAUAUAUAUGAAAAAAAUAUAUUAUUUAAGUAGUUGAUUUUACUUAAUAGAACACAGUCAGCUGCAGUUAGCUUGUUCAAAACCUUGGCCUGGCUUUGUGUCAUGUCCUACUUUGUUUGCGUUCAGACAAGCACCAAAAGAAAGUUAAACAGGGAGGUGCUACGCUUUCUGUACUUGUCCAAUAAAAUAAGAAUGUGUUUUUUUUCCCAUUGCUUAAUGUAUUGCUACGGUGUGCCCUAAUGAACAUUACCCUAACCUUCCACUCUAUUUGUUCACACCUGUGCUCGUCCAUCAAACCAAACCCUGUUUCUUGUUUUUAUACCAUAAUUUGACUCAUUUACUGUACAGCAGAUAAACUCAAGAUGAUGUAUUGCUUUAGAUUUGUUUAUGCUGUAGUUUAAUGGACAAAACAAACAAAACACUACUAGAGAAACAGGUUUUUUUCUGGCUGUAUUUUUUUUAAAGCUCUUUUCAAAGGUGUAUUUUUCAACUCUUUUCAAACUACAGUGAUGCAAAACCAAUGGGUCUUUCUAGGCUCUACCCCCAACAUUAAACAAGUCAGGUUACUCUUUUUACGUUUUUCAAGGUUUUCAAAAUGAAUACAUUCUCCUUUUUUCUGUUCCAAUUGUACUACUACUGUUCCUCUAUAAUACAUUUUCGAAAUAAAACUUUGAUAUUACUUAAACUUGA